Rhodamnia argentea is the source of this 1179-nucleotide messenger RNA. RefSeq lists its product as uncharacterized. The record is from RefSeq and is a predicted model, not a curated record. The transcript is spliced from 3 exons. Gene Ontology annotation, molecular function: RNA-DNA hybrid ribonuclease activity; nucleic acid binding. The coding region runs from base 1 to 1179 and encodes 392 amino acids. NCBI's taxonomy places the organism in Eukaryota, Viridiplantae, Streptophyta, Magnoliopsida, Myrtales, Myrtaceae.
AUGCGGCAAGAUACCCUUCACCAUCAGAUUAUGUUAACCACCGAAUGUGAUCCCAUCAAAUAUCUGCUAGAAAAGCCGGCGUUGGUCGGCAAAUUGGCCAAGUGGCAGAUUCUUAUUUCUGAGUUCGAUGUGCAGACCAUGACACAGAAGUCGGUGAAAGGUCGAGCUAUAGCAGACAUGUUAGCAGAGAGCGCUGCAGGAUCACAGAGCGAAGAUGGGAUAGAUCCUCUCGAUGAUCGUGUUUUACCGAUCACUACAGAAAAGUGGAUCAUGUACUUCGACGGAGCCGUUAACUUAUCCGGAUCCGGCACAGGGGCGCUUCUUAUCUCCUCAGAUGGCCAACACUAUCCAGUAGCCGCCAAGUUAUUAUUUCCGUGCACCAAUAACAUCGCUGAAUACGAGGCCUGCAUUCUUGGGCUACAGGCUGCCAUAGAGAUGAAAAUUCGGAGACUGAAAGUUUAUGGCGACUCCGCCCUCAUUAUCCUUCAGACGGAAGGCAAGUGGAAAACUCGUGACCCGAAGUUGAUCCCAUAUCAUGAGUUUCUGGAAGAUAUAAUCGAAGAGUUCGAUGAGAUAGCGUUCGAGUAUCUUCCUAGAGCCCAGAACCGGUUCGCAGACGCGUUGGCCACCCUAUCCUCAAUGUUCCAAGUGACUGCAGGUUCGGACAUCGAGCCAUUGAGAAUCGAAAUCUUGAAGCAUUCUGCUUAUUCCAUGCUAAUAGAAGAAGAGGCGGAUGGAGAGCCCCGGUAUCAAGAUAUUAAGGUUUACCCGCAGACCGGAGAGUUUCCUGAAGGUAGUGAAGCGGCUGACAGGAAAUAUCCGAUGAAACUGUCUUCAAAGUUUUUCCUCGGUGGCGAUACGUUAUACAAGAGGUCAUACGACUCCGUUCUCCCGAGAAUGGGACAGUUCAUAAAAUCCCAAGAUGCUCUAUCAGCACGGAUUCUCAGAAGAGUGAACACAAAGGGUCAACUGGUCUUUGUAGCCCAGGAGGACUAUGUGGAUACGGAUCACCCCGAUGUGAAGUUUAAGAAGUUGAGUAGUACUCUGUCUAUUGAAGUUGGACUGAUGCCUGCCCCAAUUCUGUAUCGUUUCAUAGCACUGUACAUGGUUGGUGAGGACGAUGUACUUUUGGGUCCUCUCCCAUUCGUUGAGGACAAUGAUGGUCCUCAUGAUGGGUAA